CCAAGAGGGGAUUUAUUGCGCACGCGCGGGGAGGAGCCGCGGGGCACGUUGGGAGCAGGUGUCUCUCCAUCCACAUGGCUGCGGAGGAAGCCACCAUCACAGUUCGCCUCAUCCGUUCAUUUGAGCAUCGAAAUUUCAAACCUGUAGUUUACCAUGGAGUUAACUUGCAUCAAACUGUAAAGGAAUUUAUAACAUUCCUAAAGCAAGAUGUCCCUUUGAGGACCAGCCUGCCACCACCCCUCAGAAAUUACAAAUACGAGUCUAAUUGUGAGGUCGCAGAGGCAGCAGGCAGGAGAUGGAGGCCCCGAGUGGAAAGUGCUUUGAUUUAUGAGACCCGCAGCAUUUACAUACUCCACACUGAAGCAGAGAAAGGAAUAAGAAAGCGUGAUUUGAGAUACACUAAAGAUUCUUCAUCAAGCUCACAAAGCAAAGCCAGUGAAACUGAAAUUGCCUUCUUCUGUGGAGAAGAUUAUAGGAGAUACAAAGCUAAUCCCAUCUCGUCCUGGUGAAAGUGUCUAGGUAUACUUUUGUAAACCUUCAUUCCACAAGUUAUUUUUUUUAAUUGUCAAAUAAAUCU
This is a messenger RNA of Mastomys coucha (southern multimammate mouse), 577 nucleotides long. RefSeq names its product chromosome unknown C2orf76 homolog (gene CUNH2orf76). The record is from RefSeq and is a predicted model, not a curated record. Lineage: Eukaryota; Metazoa; Chordata; Mammalia; Rodentia; Muridae. Bases 75 to 509 code for a protein of 144 amino acids. The transcript is spliced from 6 exons.